Messenger RNA from Acanthochromis polyacanthus (spiny chromis), 5285 nucleotides. It is a transcript of the gene luc7l, whose product is annotated as LUC7-like (S. cerevisiae). Gene Ontology annotation, cellular component: U2-type prespliceosome; U1 snRNP. The record is from RefSeq and is a predicted model, not a curated record. Gene Ontology annotation, molecular function: mRNA binding. The coding region runs from base 3219 to 4142 and encodes 307 amino acids. NCBI's taxonomy places the organism in Eukaryota, Metazoa, Chordata, Actinopteri, Pomacentridae. The transcript has 10 exons. Gene Ontology annotation, biological process: mRNA splice site recognition.
AACGAGGCCCUAUCGUCAUGUCCGUAAUGUUAAACGGAAACUGGCGAGUUCACAAAACAGAGAAAAGCUGCGAGGGGGGAUGCUCGGAUAAAUUAAAAUUGAAAUAGACCAACAGAGUAACUAAGGAACUGUUUUCAGUUGCUUAUUUUUUAUAUAGCGCUACCGACGGAAGAGCCACAGCAAUGUCUGCCCAAGCUCAAAUGAGAGCUUUGCUCGACCAGCUCAUGGGAACAGCGAGGGACGGUGAGUCUCAGUAGCAUGCUAGCUGAGCUAACUAGCUAGCCAAGAUGGAGCCACAGCUGAGGCUGGCUGGUGUUGGCGUGUGAUGGACAGACCUGCAUGAAUGGAUGUACUGCAGAGGGCUGUGUUAAAUACAGUAUCAUUACACUUAAUUAGCUUUUAUUGAUUAAUGUUAGGAUAUAAUGUUUGCAUCCACAUUGGCUAAUUGUGUUAAAAAUACAUUUUUAGUUUCGGUUUAACACUUUUAGCGCUUGCCGAAUCUUAGCUCGUAGCUAAGUUAGCUAAUGCUAGCAUUAUGUUAAUUGUGAAGUUCUGGAGCAGUCAGGCGCCAUGCUAAUGACUGUUGGUCUGUAUACAAGUUAUACCUGGCACUUUUCAAUUAAUUUUAACUCUACUGAUCGAAUUCCAUAAUAAUUUAGUUGAGACGCUUUUAGCACACAAAUGGGCUUGACGUCGUAUUAGGCCCAUUAUUAGCGUUAAAUGCCGCCUUAACAGUCGACUAAAUGAACCGUGUUAUUCACCUGGUACACUGGAUGAGCCAGAAUGCUCAAGGUCAGGCAUGUAGUAUGCCUUGUAAUAUUACCACAUUGUAACUCCACAGAUAUCAGAAAAUUAAUUUCACAUUUAAAGUUGCCGCUUAUCAUUCCUUCAGUUUACAGCUUUGGAAAUAAUGAUUGGACCACCUGUUGUUGUGUUUUUCCAGUUUAUUUCUUUUUUAUAAAGUCUCUUCAAUAGUCUUGGUAGUUUUGUUUUAAUUUCAUUAUACGGACUAAAAAAACUCCAGCAUCUUCUAAGAGACUUGUGAAAUGAAUAUAAUAGUCAAGUACUUAUAUCAGAAUCAGAAUGCGGUUUAUUGCCAAGUAGGUUUUUACUCUUGCAAGGAAUUUUCUCUCGUGCUCCUGGUGCAAUUGCAGAUAAAUUAAAAUAAAAUAAGAUAGUAAGUAAAGAGAUGUAAGAAAUAUGGAAAAAAUAGACAAGGUAUGUACAGUUACUACGCAGUAGUAACGAUUAUAGAUAUUAAUACUGUUAACUCAUCGAAGUUUACACUAAAUGGAUCAGUAUUUUUGGGAUCACUGUUAUUUUGUCUGUAACCUGGAAAUAUAAAAUCCACAGAGAAUUCAUACUAAAUCAUCACUCAAGAAGAUGUCUAGAUGCUGAACAAAGAGGGAUACAGUGAGAGUAAUUUCUAAUUGGCUUAGAAUCAGCAAAACACCUGAAGAAGAUGGUGCAAUAUGGCUCUACUGAGAACCACAAAGGAAGAGGCAGAAAAUAAUCAUCACAGUAAUCUAACAAUUAUUUCCAAAGCUGUAUUUUUAAAAUAUUGCAAAUAAUACUUUGUCAGUAGUGUUUCAGUAGUUUAUCUGCUUUAAGGUGGAGCUAAUAUUAGUUACUUAAAUACAUUUGGAUGCAUAAUGUCAGUACACGGCAUCGUAUAUUAAAUUAAUCAUGCAAUUUGUGCCUAUUAUGUUGAUCAGCUAUGUAAUCUGUAGCUGCUGCUGUCACUAGGGAGUAAAAAUAAACUUGCCUCAGGAAAUUUACAUGAAUGCAAGUGUAAGUUCAUGCAGUGUAGAAAUACUCAAGUAAAAAGAUCACACCUGAUUUUAAAAGUUUUCGUCUUAGCUGGUUGCUCCUGAAAUGCAGACUGUAUCGGUUUUAUUGCUUAGUUAUAAUACAAUAGUUAUGUUUAUAUGAUAAGUAUAUGGUUGUCUGAAAUGAUUACAAUAAAGCUAUUGUUGUAGCUUAAAGCCAUUUGGAUACAAACAUUAAUCGGUAAAUCAGCUGUCUGCUCUGAAUGUUCUGGGCAGAAAAGGGCAGCUUAUUGCCACCCUGCCAUUUUAUACAUCAGAGUUUCAUUCUGACAGUUGUUUGGAUAAAAUUGCAGCCCUGUGGAUCAUCUUUUAAUAAGUUAAUAAUUCGGUCUGUACAGUAAGAGUGCAUUUGUGUUGUGAGUUUGUGGGUGUAUGUGUGAUGAAAUUGAUAUCAAAUUCUUCCCAUACAUUUGUUGCAUACAAACUGAACAAUUGUGGCCCCUUUAUUUUAUUCAUUAAGGUUCAGUGUAUCUUUGCCAGCCUACAUCAAUCUGCAAAGGAGUUGCAGAAAAGCCUCAUGUUCAUCGAGCCGUAUGGGCAAGAAAACUGUUCCCAUUUAUACUUUUCUACAGCGGGUUUAAAAUACUGCAGCUGAGGUCUUGAAGAUGCAGAAGGGUACAGUAUGUGGUGCAGAUCGCAGUGUGUAUAAACUACUUUUUUUUUCCUUGGAUUUAUUUUUGCAUUUUUUGUUUUGUAUUUUCUUUCAAUGUUUCAUAUUUGUAAAGGCUUGGCUGGUAUAUUUGUAUGAAACUUUGAGAUUUUUAUUCAUAGUCUCAAUAGCCAUCUUUCAUGCAUACAAAAUUAGAAUAUCUCUUUUGACACUAGAACACUGAAACGCUUGUCUUGUAGUAUUUUUUACAUUGUGUUGAACUCCGCUUAGCCCAGUCCUUCGAUGCUCCACAUUUACAAAGUGGACAUUAGUCUCACACCAAGAUAAACUGAGUUCAACCUCUAACAGUCUCACAUUUUUAAUAAGGUUUGGGUAAGGUAAGGACCAAGAAUUAUUGGACGUAUCACACACAUCUAUAGCCGCUAGAGGCACAAGUCCUCAAUUAAUGUGAAAUGUAAUUUUACAUUAUUGAAGUUUAAUGAAAACUCUAGCAAUUGGUAAUAUAAUUGUGUUUUACUCAUGUACAUGGGCACAAAAUAUUUAAAUGCAAUAAUGGUGACACACAUUUGCCAAAUGAAUGUCCUGUAAUUGCCAUAAUAUAACUUAAAGCACUGGAUGCUUCGCCCCUGUUACCAAGUAUGUGAGGUCAUUCUCACUGUUUAUUUUUUUGGACUGUUUCAGGAGAUGAGACGCGGCAGAGGGUCAAGUUCACUGAUGAGCGAGUCUGCAAAAGUCACCUUCUCAACUGCUGUCCACAUGACAUCCUGUCUGGAACUCGUAUGGACCUGGGGGAGUGCACAAAGAUCCAUGACCUGGCACUACGAGCAGAUUAUGAAAUUGCAUCCAAGGAGAGGGAUCUUUUCUUUGAGCUUGAUGCGGUGGAUCAUCUGGAGUCAUUCAUUGCUGACUGUGACCGAAGGACAGAACUAGCCAAGAAGCGCCUUGCUGAGACCCAAGAAGAAAUCAGUGCUGAAGUGGCAGCAAAGGCAGAGAAGGUGCACGAGCUGAAUGAGGAAAUAGGAAAACUCCUGGCCAAGGCUGAGCAGCUCGGAGCAGAGGGCAACGUUGACGAGGCUCAGAAGGUCCUGCAGGAAGUGGAGAAAGUCCGCACCAGGAAGAAGGAUGCAGAGGAAGAAUACAGAAACUCCAUGCCGGCCUCCAGCUUCCAGCAGCAGAAGCUUCGGGUGUGUGAGGUGUGCUCUGCUUACCUGGGCCUCCAUGACAACGACCGUCGUUUGGCCGACCAUUUUGGUGGAAAACUUCAUCUUGGCUUCAUCCAGAUCCGAGAGAAACUGGACCAGCUAAAGAAAACUGUGGUGGAUAAGCAAGAGAAGAGAAACCAGGAGCGCUUAAAGAGACGAGAAGAGAGGGAGAAGGAGGAAAGGAUGAGGAGGAGGACCAGGUCACGGAGCAGAGAGCACAGAAGGUCUCGUUCUCGCGACCGUAGAAGGAGGCGCUCACGCUCCUCUUCACGAGACAGGCGCCGCUCACGCUCCAGGGAGAGGAGGAGGCGGCAUCGCAGCCGAUCUCGCUCACGCAGCAGAGGACACCGUCACAGCCACGAGCAGAGCUCCAGACACAAGUCGUCCAGGGACCGAGAGCGCUCAUCCAGAGACCGGUCACGGGAGCGGGACAGGAGGGACGGUAUGAACGGCAGGUCGGACGCCCGCCGGGCAGACGACAGGGACACAGGGGACCUCUGAAGACCAAACUCCAUCCACCACGACACACACAGCCUCCCCCCCGUCUCUCUUUCUCACCCGUCUGUCCAUUUAUAAUAACCUAAUGUUACACACAGUCCUUGCCUUGAUCCCUCUGUUCUCCCGCCUGCCUCCUUUCUUUGCUUUAAUCGUCAAUGCAGCCGAUCCAGAGUCUUCACAUAACUGAAAUAUUGUAUGGAGUCACUUUUCUAGUAUCCACAUCCAUCAGAUUGCAUUGGGAUUAUGGAGGUUGGUUAUUGAUCAGUAGUGGAGUGUGCUGUAAUACCCACAUCUGCAAUUUGGUGGCUGUCUGUAUCCAGUCCAUCCCAUGUCUUGUUAUAAACUUCCCUACAAGAAGCCCAGUAGUAAACGCAAAUACGAGCUGGUCUGCUGGACUGGAGCAUAAAAUAUAACUGAUCCAUAUUCUUUUAUUAUUAACUGAUGGUCUUUUGAUAAAGAGUUUGUCUGUAAAUAUCUUUUGCGUUUACUGAUUGUCAUGGUCUGAAAAGCCUUGUCCUAUCAAGUAGUUUCUCUCCCCUCUCCCCUCUAAAGAGUUCUUUUCACUGUCUCAUGGUGAAGUGCAGGUCUCGAAUGUCCACAUAAUUGUGUCCAGUAAAUACUUUUCUAAAUGCCCACUUAAAGUUUUAGGGAUUCAAAUUUAAAACGCCAAGGUUUUAAAAUUUCCUAGAGUUAGCGUCAAACCUCCUGUUAUCCUUUUUCUUUUCUAAUCAGGUUUUAGUUUAUGCUUCCAGUAGUGAAGGGAAUCUAUCUGGUCCAGAGUUUGACCAGUAUAAGUACAUGAUUGUUAUGAAUUGUGUUGGUGGUAAGUCUCUUGUUUUAUAAUUCAUUUCUCUUUUGAUUUACUUUUAUUUAACAUAAUGAAAAUAAAUGGUAUGUUCAGAAUUAGUGUUGGCAUGUGAAGCAGCAGGUUCAGACACACGACAUUGAAAAUCCAAUGUUUAAGUUGCACACACCUUUGAAUGAAGUCACAAAUCCGAAUAUUGGCCCAACUUUGGCUAGAAUUAUCAAAAGCAAACCGAUUUUAAUGGAUGCACUGCUUUACCUAAUGUGCGAAGUCAUAUGUUUAUGUUCUGCUGGAAAAUUUUUCUUUAAAGUCUCAAUUAAAAAAAAAUCCCAUCAUUUGAA